GCAGGUGAUGCAGCUACUGUUUGUUUAGGAUGCACUCUGAGAUUGUCAUCUGUUUGCACAAAGGUGAGAGGAGCCAAUAUAACGUCGGAGCUGAGAGCGCCGGCCACCUCCCUCACUCCAGCACCUUUCAGCAGCGAGAGUUCAGGCUUCAACUGUACGACAGAAACAUGACUUCCAAACUGCAGCAAUGUAUGAUCGACCUCAUCACAGUGUUUCAUACCUACUCUGGAAAAGAAGGUGACAAGUACAAGCUGAGCAGAGGGGAGCUGAAGACCCUGCUGCAGGUGGAACUCGCCGAAUUAAUGGCGGAAUGCAAAGAUCCCGCUGCGCUCGAGAAAAUCUUGAGUGCCCUGGAUGGAAACAAGGAUGGUGAAGUGGACUUCCAGGAGUUUGCAGCUCUGGCCGUUGGACUCACUGUCCUCUGCAAUGAAUUCUUUGUUGACAUGGAUAAGAAAAAAGGCAAAUAGCUGCACCAUGCUUCGACGGGAUGAUCAUAUUCUACAACCUUCCCUUGACAUAAUUAGAAACCUUAAACACCGACAGUACCUUGUGUUGUUGCAAAAGAGAGAUCACUGUUAAAUCUAAAUAAAGAUGUCCCGCUCUUCA
Messenger RNA from Labrus mixtus (cuckoo wrasse), 606 nucleotides. RefSeq names its product protein S100-A1-like. The coding region runs from base 30 to 467 and encodes 145 amino acids. The record is from RefSeq and is a predicted model, not a curated record. The transcript is spliced from 3 exons. NCBI's taxonomy places the organism in Eukaryota, Metazoa, Chordata, Actinopteri, Labriformes, Labridae. Gene Ontology annotation, molecular function: calcium ion binding.